Pieris rapae (cabbage white) is the source of this 1256-nucleotide messenger RNA. RefSeq names its product histidine-rich glycoprotein-like. Lineage: Eukaryota; Metazoa; Arthropoda; Insecta; Lepidoptera; Pieridae. The transcript is spliced from 2 exons. The record is from RefSeq and is a predicted model, not a curated record. The coding region runs from base 294 to 1124 and encodes 276 amino acids.
GAAAAGUUGCGUACCUGGGCCACGUGUUGCGCCAUGACCGCUACCACCUCCUUCAACUAAUAAUAAUGGGUAAAAUCCAGGAAAAACGGCGUGUUGGUCGAAGGAAGAAGUCAUGGCUUCGCAACGUCAGGGAGUGGACAGGUAUUGCGAGUGCGGAGGGGUUGUCGCAUCUGGCGCAGGACAAGACGCGGUUCAGAGAACUGACGGCCAACCUCCAGUAAUCCCGGUCCACCCGGAAACAACAAAGGAACAACUCCGAGGCUUAACUACCAUAGCUGCUCUUACAAUGAAAAAUGUGCCUGGCAUUGUCAAUUAAAUUGACAAACCAUUUGUACAUCGACACAAUCGAAUAUAAAAGACUAGAAUUCAGCGAUCAAAUCAUACCAGCUACGACCAUGAAGUGGGUUGUAGCUAUCGGUUUCAUCGGCCUCGUCGCGGUGUACGCCAGAGAGCUAGAUGAUGAUUCGAAGGAUCUUGUAGCAGCUGCCAGUGGUAAGGGUCAUCAUCAUGAAGAAGGUGGUGGCAAGGAGCACCAUGCCCAUCACCACCAUGAACACGGGGAAAAGGGACACAAAGGGCACAAAGGAGGUCAUCACCAUCAUAAAGGAGAGCAUGGUGAUCAUGGCAAACAUCACCAUGCUGGACAUCACCAUGAGCAUGGAGGUGGACAUAAAAAACAUUGGGACGAACAUGAUCAUCACGGCCAUCAUCACAAGCAUGGGCAUCAUCACAAAGGCGCUAAACACGGUCACCAUGAACAUCAUGAUAAGGGAGAUAAAACGGAUGGAUACCACAAGAAAUACCAUAAAGAUUCAUUCCACAAGGACCAUCAUUUCUAUGACGAUCAUCACGACGAAGGCAAGCACCAUAAACAUGGGAAACAUCAUGGUCAUCAUGAAAAGCAUGACGGUGAACACAAAAAGGGUGGCCACCAUAAGCACGGUCAUCACGAAGAACACUAUGGGAAAAAAGGUCACCAUGAUAAGCAUCAUUAUGAUGAAGAUCAUCAUGGUCAUAAGGGUCAUCAUGGUCAUGAGGAGCAUCAUCACAAUCAUCAUGACCAUGGUAAAAAGGGUGGCCACGAAGACCAUAAGCACUGGGGCUUCCACCAUGGAAAACAUUAAUCUUCUUACUUUACUAAAGAUUCCACCUAUAAAUAAUUGUUCUUACGUAAUUUUAUGUUGCCAGUUAAAGAUAGUAGGUAGUCUAAUUAAGCCUCGUCCCUUUAGUUAAUAAUGUUUUUCCCUUUUAUUAAU